Messenger RNA from Oryctolagus cuniculus (rabbit), 6328 nucleotides. RefSeq names its product hypoxia inducible factor 1 subunit alpha inhibitor (gene HIF1AN). Lineage: Eukaryota; Metazoa; Chordata; Mammalia; Lagomorpha; Leporidae. Gene Ontology annotation, molecular function: [protein]-asparagine 3-dioxygenase activity; peptidyl-histidine dioxygenase activity; ankyrin repeat binding. Gene Ontology annotation, cellular component: nucleus; cytoplasm. Gene Ontology annotation, biological process: negative regulation of Notch signaling pathway. The record is from RefSeq and is a predicted model, not a curated record.
CGGAGCUUCCGCUUCCGGCGGGGCCGUCCUCAGCGGCGGAGAUGGCGGCGACAGCGGCGGAGGCCGCGGCCUCUGGCUCUGGAGAACCCCGGGAAGAGGCCGAAGCCCCAAGCCCCGCCUGGGAUGAAUCCCAGCUGCGCAGUUACAGCUUCCCGACCCGGCCCAUCCCGCGUCUGAGUCAGAGCGACCCCCGGGCGGAGGAGCUCAUAGAGAACGAGGAGCCUGUGGUGCUGACGGACACAAACCUUGUGUAUCCUGCCCUGAAGUGGGACCUCGAUUACCUGCAAGAGAAUAUCGGCAACGGAGACUUCUCCGUGUACAGCGCGAGCACCCACAAGUUCCUGUACUACGACGAGAAGAAGAUGGCGAACUUCCAGAACUUUAAGCCAAGGUCCAACAGGGAGGAGAUGAAGUUUCAUGAGUUCGUGGAGAAACUGCAGGGUAUACAGCAGCGCGGCGGGGAAGACCGGUUGUAUCUGCAGCAAACGCUCAAUGACACCGUGGGCAGAAAGAUUGUCAUGGACUUCUUGGGUUUUAACUGGAACUGGAUUAAUAAGCAACAGGGAAAGCGUGGCUGGGGGCAGCUGACUUCUAACCUGCUGCUCAUUGGCAUGGAAGGAAAUGUGACGCCUGCUCACUAUGAUGAGCAGCAGAACUUUUUUGCUCAGAUUAAAGGCUACAAGCGAUGUAUCUUAUUCCCUCCGGAUCAGUUUGAGUGCCUCUACCCAUACCCUGUCCAUCACCCGUGUGACAGACAGAGCCAGGUGGACUUUGACAAUCCUGACUACGAAAGGUUCCCCAAUUUUCAAAACGUGGUUGGUUAUGAAACAGUGGUUGGCCCUGGUGAUGUUCUUUACAUCCCAAUGUACUGGUGGCAUCACAUAGAGUCAUUACUAAAUGGGGGGAUUACCAUCACUGUGAACUUCUGGUAUAAGGGCGCACCCACCCCUAAGAGAAUUGAAUAUCCUCUCAAAGCGCAUCAGAAAGUGGCCAUAAUGAGAAACAUUGAGAAGAUGCUUGGAGAGGCCUUGGGGAACCCACAAGAGGUGGGGCCCUUGUUGAACACAAUGAUCAAGGGCCGAUACAACUAGCCUGCCAGGUUCAGGCCUCCUGCCAGGUGACUGCUAUCCCGUCCACACCGCUUCAUUGAGGAGGACAGGAGACUCCAAGCACUAGUAUUGCACGCUGCACUUAAUGGACUGGACUCUUGCCAUGGCCCUGGAGGAAGGUGUAUGGGGCGAGGCAGGGUGGUUGGCACUCCACUGCCAUCUGGAGGGACUUCUUACCCUCGCCUCUCAUGCCCCAACACUUUUCCUCUCUGCCCCCUGAAGUCCUGCAUUCAGUGUGUGGAGUCCCAGCUUCUGGUUGUCAUCAUGUCUGUGUGUCGUCUGUCAGCCUCGGGAAUUGUGUGUGUCCAUGCACACACGUGUUUGUAUCUGUUCCCUCCCUCUGGGUCAGGAUGUCACUUCUGGCUCUCAGCCCUAUCUCCUACAACCUCAGUGCCUCAGCCUGAGAGAGAGAGGAGAUGCUCAUGGACCCCUCACUGCAUCUGGGCCACAAGGCCAGAGGUAGCAGAUCUGACCAUUGAAUCAGUCUGCCUCCUGUGAAGUUUUGCAUUGUCAGGUGGGAAUGGCUACUGGGACUCUAAUGAAGAGAGCGGCUUGUCUUUGAGAGCCCAGAUAGCCUUCCACUGAGUGAGGAUUAGCCAGGGUUCCAGUUGGGACCUACAAGCUCAAGCCAUACACAAGAAGAAACCUUGGAACACAAGAACCAAGGAUUGUGCAGAAAUUCCAAAUUACAGACACACAUAGCUUUUCUCUUUCAGCACCAGCUCUUACCCCUGUGCUAGGUAUCCAGGGAGUUAUAGGAGUUAUAGCUGUGGUUCCUCUAGGUUCUAGGGGUGCAAGUCUCUGUGUAUCUGUGUGUGUGUGUGUGUGUGUGUACAUGUGCACAUGCACCCACAUGCACAUUUAUUCAUAUGCAUAUGUGUCUGCACUGGCUAGUCUCCCUGCUUACCAAGGUUCUCUGUCGCUCACCCUGCCCAGUGGGACAGUGCAUUGUGAUUCCCAGAAGUACCACCUGACUUAGCGUAAAGCUUUUUAACUAGGAUUUUAGCCAUCAUGUAUUGGUCAGGUCUCACUGCAGCCUGCCUGAGGCUUACUGGCUAGAACCUCCAGGCACAUGACCCUUCCUGCCCAGAUCACAUCCUCUACUCCUGCUGAGUUCCUGGCUGAGUAGACGAAACGGGGUCAAGCUUAGGCAGCUAACUCACUACCUUUCAUCCACCUCAGGGCAAGGGCAGAAAUGUAGCCUUGCCUCUUAAAGCCAGCGCCUCUGCCAGACCCCAUUGUCGUGUUCCACAGCACCCUCAUUAGUCAGGGCCACUGGUAGAGCAUGGGAAGAAAAUUUCCUUUUCUGUUGGUAGCUACUCACGGGCACCCUCUCAGGGCUGCAGCGUACAGCUGGGCAGCUUCUAUUGCACAACUCGAAGGGCUGUCGUUCACAGCUCUUCAGUGGGGCCGGGGCCCCUGGAACUGGGCAGUGUGGUAGCCCUGUGUCUACUUCCACUCCCAUCUCCAUCAUCCCCUUGUCUCUGGAAGGGAAGAGGAAAUGGGAAGCCUCUGGUUUUAUUUUGUUUCUUUUUUUUGCCAAAGGUUUACUUCCAGUGUAUGAACUAUGGCUGUCACCCCUAAUGCUCAGUUUACAGUGCCCUGUUGGACUGAGCAGAUGUGUGUAUGCAUGCGUGUGCUUGUGUUUAUAUCAUGGGGAAGGCUGUUUAUUUUGAGUGCCCCAUUCUAGGGUUCUCUGAUGCAGUGUGGGUGUGUAGACUUGGUAGGUACCAAAUGUAGCUCUUUCAAAUAUAGCUAGUGUUGGGAAACAGGAUUGCAGUGAUCUCCAUCCCUCCAUCUCUUAGGGGGAAGAGGAGUGCAUCAAAGAGAAAAAGGCAGAUGGAGGAAAAACGUGCCCACAUCCACACUUGGAACAAGAGCAGAUUGUUACUCUUCUCAGCAGGUUGCCACGUUCCUGGCUCAGCCCCUCAAAGAAGUGGGUGAUGCGCAGCAGGCAGGCGUGUGCCACUCAUCUGGUCCUUGCUGGAUGCUGUGCUGACACAGCUCUGACUAAAGGUGGCCAAGGCGGAAGGUGGGGGAAGGCUGAUUUUGGAGCCUUCACAGGAUUGGCCCUGAUCCUUGAAUAAUAUAAUAGUGACCCCUGGGUUUUAGAUGUGUAAUGUGUGCCUGGUGCUUUUAUCUUUGUUCCUCAAUAUAUCCUGCAGGGUGGGCAUUCUGACUUCACAAAUAAAGAGGUGGGCUCAGAGAGAUUGAGUAGUAGCCAUCAGGAUUCAAGCCCAAGACUACUUGGCUACAACCCCCCUGCUGGCUCCUUCCCAGCAGACUAUGUUGAUUGUCCUUCCUUACCUCUCUCACAUGUAUCCCGGGCCCUGAAAGGCAGGCUCAGCAGAGAGGCUGUAGAAGCUACCAGAGAGAAAACUCUGGACUCCCAGCUAAAGAUAUCUUGAGAACACUGCUUGGGAAGCGUUAUUAUGAAUUAAGAGUGUCAGAAGAAGCCAUUAGUAACUUGUGUGUCUUUGAAUAGAUCCCAUAACUCCUCCCAGCAUGCUUUUGUGUCAACAGAACUGAAGUACUUGUAGGUGAUCACUGAAGAAUCUUGAUUCAUGUUCUGCAUUGCUUCCCUCAGUGAAUGAAGAGACUGAGGCUCCUUCUCUUAACUGGGUUAGGGCACUUAGGCUCAAAUUGUGCUCACAGCAGAGGAGAGGGUGGCUCCUAGAGUUGUAGACCCCAUCCUAGCUGGCACACACCAAGGAAGGAUGGCGAUUUGGGCCAGUGUAGAGGUCAGCCAUGUUGUAAGCUCUCAUGUUCAUACUAGCAGCCACAGAGAAAACUACUGUAUUGUGAAGUCAAAUAUUUGUUGGGGGGUUGGAGUUCCAGGGAUGGAGGAGGGGCUGUUCUGGGCAUCAGUUGAGCAGAUGCCCAGGAUGCCUGGGGGAGACCAGCUUCCCCUACAAAUCAGAGCUCUAAAUUACAAGGUUUUUACCACGCGAACAGUUGGGGGAAGUCGUCUGCUCUCAUUUGCGUAAUGGUUUCUGUCACUGGUGAUUAGACACAGGAUGAAGGAAAAGAAAUUUGACAAUUAGGAAUGAGCGAUCAUUAAUCUGAAUCUGUUAGGAGACAGAGGGGAAGGCUCCCUAUCCGUGGGCCAGCCCAGUGUGGAGAAACUCCCUCCUCUGCCCCAUGGAGACUCCUGGGCCACUACCCUUUCAGUGUUCUUACAGAUGGGUGGAGCUUGUGUUUCUUCAGGAAAACUAGAGGUGCAGUCUCCGGCCUGAGAGGGAUACAGGUACAGACAUCUUCUGUUAGGAGUCAACAGAACAGAGGUGGGUGUCAAAUGGGAGCUACAGGACAGAGGAUAAUAGAAGAGUGUUGACGUGCGUUUGUAGUUUGUGGAAAUGUUUUGUCAUAACACCCGUAAGCCCUGACUUGUGAAGAGAAUUUGUUGGACUCAAGGUGUGCUGAGCAUGAAGAAAACCUGACUUUGUCAAACCUCAGAAGCUUCUGCUUAGUUGAAGAGGAAGCCACACGAAACAGCCAGGGGCUACAAAGCCACCAUAUAUGCUGUGCGCCUGGGCUCCCCCAAGCCCUGGGCCCCCUGGGGAAGAACUCAUCACUGUAGGCUUCCCUGCAGCAUCAGUUUUCCUCCCUGCACCAGUACAGCUGUGACUUGGUAGAGGGCACUGAGGCCUUUGCAUCUUCCCAUGUCUGAGUUACCUCUCCUCCCUCCUCUGUUUCUUCAGCCUUCAAGGGCAGUAUUGAUUUGUACUUGUAUGUGUGCUUCAGUUUGGGGGUGUGUAUGUGGUGGGAGGCCUCCUGAGGAAUUGAGGGAUGGACAGUUGUUGGGUUGUUUUCCCAAGGAAAGGGCUAUGUGUCUCAGUAAGUUCUGUACCUCUGGAUCUCCCAUGCUUCAAAGCCAGAUGCUCACAAGGGUGACAGGAAAUGACCAUCAGUGACCAGUUUUAGCCAGAUGGGAUAGGUGAUGGGUGUGCCUGGAAGUGGCUCAGGGCAUUCCAGAAGCCUGUUAUACUCCCUUUUGUCCUCAGCUUCCAGCUGCUGGUCCUCCAGUCCUUGCCCACUUCCUCUCAAGCUUCCUGCCAGCCUCCCUUCUCAGAGCACCCCUUGAUUCCUCCUCAAAGAGUAACCCCGUUACCACAGACUUUUCCUAAACAGUUGCCCUUCACUCAAGCUCCAUGGUUGCAGGUGUUUGGAUAGACUGGACUGUAGGGUCCUUCUGCCUGGGAUCACCCUGUUCAUCUUAGGUCCAUCCUCCUCUUGAAACCUUUGAGAGCUCUGGUUCCUUGCCCAUGGUUAGUCUGGUUCUUUGCUCUAACCUCGCCAUUCCUUUGCCAGUUCUGCACAGCCUCCCUCCGGUGGCCCUUUCUGCCUGUCUUCAGCCAGCUCUGUUGAACCCUCACAGGUCUUAGGAUCCUGAGUGGAGCCCUGCUGAGCACUUCUGGUGCAUUUUGGGGAGUGAAGCCUCUUAACGGGCAGCCUUGAGGUCCAGGAGCCUAUGGUCAAUGAGGCCUUCAGAGAUGGGUUAGGGGAGGGACCUAGAGAAUGGUAGAGAACAGUAGGGGGUGGGCUUGGGCAUUGAUCAGGAGACCUUGGGGAUAGUGCCAGGUCUGGUAAACUAGAGCAGAAGAACUGAAGUUUGUGUCUGAGUUCAUGAGUGUAGCUUGGAGUCCAGCAGUUCAGCAAUGAAGGGCGUUUUGUAAGGAGACAUUUUUUUCAGGUAUCUGACUGUCCUCAAGUUUGACCUCUGCAUUGUAGAGGUUGCUGGAAGGGAAGCAACACAUUGAGGAGUCAGCUGUCAGGAGGGGAGGUCUUAGAGGAGAGAAAAGGCCCCUGUGGCAGCUCAUCCCCAGACUUUAUACUCCUCCAAGAGUUUGAGUCAGAGAGGAUGCAGAGGCUUAAAAACUGCUCCCGGCCCCACUGAAGCCUGGUCUCUAGUAUCUGGGAAGGAACGUGUGUCCUUUAACUUUGGAGUGGGUGACAGUCUAUCCUGGGGUUUAAAAGCCUGGGCAUGGGGUCCUAUAUCUGAUUCAGAUUUCUACCUUUGCUGCUUCGUAACUCAGUUUGCCCUUGGUUGAUGACUUCACUUCUCUGAGCCUCAGUUUCCUCAACUGUAAUAGGCAGAGGUGGGGGCGGGGGCGUGUUGAAAAUAACUACCUCAGGGUUGUUGGGUGAACUGAAACAAUGUUUGUAAAGCUUUAGCACAGUGCUUGGUAAGCACUUAAUAAAUGGCUGUGGUGGUGGUA